Molecule: messenger RNA, 1200 nt
Organism: Manis javanica (Malayan pangolin)
Lineage: Eukaryota; Metazoa; Chordata; Mammalia; Pholidota; Manidae
Source: RefSeq, a predicted model, not a curated record
AACCUGAAAUUGUUGGAUUUAUCGGAAAACAAUCUGACCCACCUGCCCAAGGGAUUGCUUGGGGCACAGGCUAAGCUUGAGAAACUUCUGCUCCACUCGAACCAGCUCAUUUCUCUGGAUUCGGGGCUGUUGAGUAACCUGCGCGCCCUGCUGGAGCUGCGGCUCGAUGGAAAUCACAUCCGUUCCAUUGCACCCGGUUCCUUUGAUCGGCUCCGAAGCCUGAGCUUUUUGACUCUUUCCAGCAACCAUCUCGAGUUUCUGCCCUCGGCACUCUUUCUUCAUUCGCACAACUUGACUUUCCUGACCUUGUUCGAGAACCCGCUGGAAGAGCUCCCGGAGGUGCUCUUCGGAGAGAUGGCCGGCCUGCAGGAGCUGUGGCUGAACCACACCCGGCUGCGCUCCCUGCGGGCCGCUGCCUUCCGCAAUCUGAGCCGCCUGAUGGCGUUUGGGGUGACUCUGAGCCCGCGUCUGAGCGUGCUCCCAGAGGACGCCUUCCGGGGCCUGGGCCAGCUCCAGGUGCUCGCCCUGCACUCCAACAGCCUGGCCUCUCUCCCUGACGGCUUGCUGCGCGGCCUAGGCAGCUUGCGCCAAGUGUCGCUGAGCCACAACCGGCUGCGGGCCCUGCCCCGCGCUCUCUUCCGCAACCUCCGCAGCCUGGAGGAAGUCCACCUGGACCACAACCAACUGGAGACCCUGUCUGGCGACGUGUUUGAGGCUCUGCCCCGGCUGGCGGAGCUCCUGCUGGGGCACAACCCCUGGCGCUGCGACUGUGGCCUGUGGCCAUUCCUGGCAUGGCUGCUGCAGCACCCGGGUCUAGUGGGUCGAUCUGAGCCCCCGCGGUGCCGUGGCCCAGGGCAGCGCGCCAACCUGCCACUCUGGGCCCUGCCGGCCGGCGACCCAGGGUGUCAGGGCACCCCGGGCCCGCCUCUCUACCCUACCGCUGACAGCUCCUUCGAAGUCCCCACCCAGUCUGCACUGCCCGCGGCCUCUGUCCACCCUGCCUUGGUGCAUAACAGCUUAAAACCGGGGGCCUGGGCCCAGCUGGUGGCCAAGGACAAACGUCAAGACCAUAGCCUGUUCUGGGGACUUUAUUAUCUGCUUUUAGCCGGUCAGGCCAUAAUAACGGCAGUCAUUGUGUUCGUCAUGAUUCAACUCAGCAAGCUCUUUCGAAAAUUAAUCAGUGAAAGAAUUCUUGGUUAA